Messenger RNA from Fukomys damarensis (Damara mole-rat), 1105 nucleotides. It is a transcript of the gene Zglp1, whose product is annotated as zinc finger GATA like protein 1. The annotation marks the transcript as partial. Gene Ontology annotation, cellular component: nucleus. Lineage: Eukaryota; Metazoa; Chordata; Mammalia; Rodentia; Bathyergidae. The transcript has 5 exons. Gene Ontology annotation, biological process: spermatogenesis; regulation of transcription by RNA polymerase II; oocyte development. The record is from RefSeq and is a predicted model, not a curated record. Gene Ontology annotation, molecular function: sequence-specific DNA binding; zinc ion binding.
CUGGACCCCGAGCCAUCCCCGGGACCCUCGGCCCAGCAGCAGCUGCGGCCCCUUCGAUGCCCCAGAGCCGGUGGCCGGUCCCUCUGGCCUGUGUGUCAGGAACCUGUCACCAUCCUGCGCCUUCUCCAGGAGACGGAAGAGGGCCAGGCCCCGGCGCCCACCCAGGCUGCCCAGGCCCUAGGGACCUGCCGGGAGCCGGUGGCCCAGGGGACGUCAGGCCCUCUGAGCAUGACCAGGAAUUCCAAGGACAAGCAGACCCCAGGCAGCCGAAAGUGUGGAAGCGGGGAACCCCCCGGGGCACUGGCAGCCCUGACCCAGAGAAGGUCCCGGAAGCAGCCGAAGCCUCGCCAGGGAGCCAAGCCGGCGGACCCCGGGUUCAAGGGGGUGACUCUGAAGUUCCAGAUUAAGGCGGACUCCAGCCUGCAGAUCUCGCACACCUACAGCUCUGUCCGGGACAGGAUGCAGACCCCCCAGGCUAACACCUUGUCUACCUCCAGCCUGGCCAGCAGCAGCCGCCACACUGAGGGAGCUGCCUCGAGCCUUGCCCGGACCACUGAGCCCAACUCCAGAGGCAGCGAGGCCCCGGGGCCCCGGCGCUGUGCUUCCUGCAGGACCCAGAGGACACCCCUCUGGAGAGAUGCUGAAGACGGGACCCCUCUCUGUAAUGCCUGUGGUAUCAGGUACAAGAAAUAUGGUACCCGCUGCUACAGUUGCUGGCUAGUGCCCCGGAAGACUGUCCAGCCUAAGAAGCUGUGUGGCAGAUGUGGGGUGUCCAUGGGCCCCCUGGCAGGCCCGACUCAGGCCAUGUAAGCUGUUCUUCAUCCAGCUGAGCCAGUUCUGCCUCAGUUUCCCCAGGAAAAGAAGGGACAGAACUCCCAGGAGUGACAAGAGAUCCAGCCUGCCUCCUCUCUGCUGCCUCCUAUUCAAGAAUCGCAGUGGGGAGAUGCAGGCCUCAGCCCCAGAGCCCCUGGCUAUGGAGUCACUGGCCCUGUUCUGUCCCUUUCCCAAUCAGGCUUGGCUGGGACCCAAAUAAAGGAAGUUUUCAGGACCGGUCCGUGUUAUUUGCUCUGGGUUCCCUGUCACGGUCUUGGGAAGGAGGGAAAAA